Messenger RNA from Anopheles cruzii, 3081 nucleotides. Its product is annotated as DAZ-associated protein 2. The transcript has 4 exons. NCBI's taxonomy places the organism in Eukaryota, Metazoa, Arthropoda, Insecta, Diptera, Culicidae. The record is from RefSeq and is a predicted model, not a curated record. Bases 303 to 872 code for a protein of 189 amino acids.
CAAGUAGCAGAAGCAGAAUUGACAAUUUAUUUCGACCACAAACAAAUCGAUAAGAAAAGGCACAGUGUGCUUCCUAGUUGUACGAUAAAAAGUGAUUUUGCAAAACGCAUUUUUUCGGUGCCCUUUUGCGCAUUUAAGCGGCCAACUAUCCGCCAUCGUAUAUAGAUUACGGAAACUCAACGAGUUAACACACUAACCUAGCGAAUUUGGUGCGUAUUUGGUGAGGUCCCAGUGUGAGACAGGAGAAAAAAAAGCCACAGGGAAGAAUACAAACAAAACAAACGCGAAACAAAAUUCUAAUCAUGAACAACAAAGGAGCCAAUGGAUAUCCUUAUGACGCCGCUCAACAAGCCGUUUAUCAGCAGUACAUGAACAGUCAGAUGCCUGUCCACGCACAGCUUCCGCCUUCGUACAACUCGGUGGUCACCAGUAUGACGCCGACGUACCCACCAUAUCCCCCUGGAAUGAUGCCGCAACCGUUUUACAGCAACAGCUGGAGCAUGAAUCCGUCCCCUCAGCCACAGUUCGCUCCACCACCGCCACCGUACGCACCGACGCAGGCCACCGUGGCCGCGAUUCCGGCCCAAACGGUCCAUCCGUCGAUGUAUCAGUAUCAGCUGGCCGCUGCCCCGCCACAGGCGCAACCCCCCCAAGUCUACCAAACUCAAAUGUAUCCAGUUCAAGGUGCCAUGUACGAUGCCGGGGCUCGUUUCGGUAAGUCAGGUGGCGCCCCAACGAUUCCGCCACCGCCGCCAGGAAUCGCCCCGAACGCGGCCCAGAUGGCCACCAUGCAGGGCCAGCCGGUGGUGAUGACGAAGAAGAAGAACAACUUUGUUCACGGUGGCAACGGGAGCGGUUACACGUUCUGGUGAAGUGUGUAAGAGGGUGCCGUGUUCCCUGUUCAGAUGAGCCUUUUGCCGGACCCGGUGGCGUGCCAUGGUGUAAGUGCGAACACCCAAACAGAACAAUAGACAAAACGAGAACUGCGACUGGUGGUAGGUAUUCACAAGGGAAUUGCAAAGCGCGUCAAGUAAUCGGCCAGAACACGAAGAAGCGAAUUUGAGCAGAAAAUUGUUACCAGAAGUUAAUAAGGCAUAGUUUUGAGGGAAGGCGAACCGCAGAAGUAACGCUGGACCAUGUAAAACACUUAAUGGCAAACAAUUAUCGUUCCAAAACCUUUCAGAAGGGCGGACAAUUUUUUUUCCUUUGUUUUUGUUCCAAAUUUUUUCUGCAAUUUUCUCCAUUUAAACAUAUUGCAACAUGUUUCCUUAUCCGAAUGAUGUUCGUUACGAAUAUCAAGUACUAUAUUUUCUUUUUAUUGUACACUAAUUUUUUUUCCGGAAGUUGACCACUCCGUUUAGUUAUUUUACUGUAUGUUCCUUUAAAUUUGAGUUUUGGUUAUUCGCGGCAAAAGUUACAGAAACAAAACUUCAAACAACGGUGUGUUCAAUUCAAUACAAUUACUGUAGAAGAUGGAGCCGAUGGAAUAACAUUCUCUACGUGCGAAAUGUAAAGCACUAUCGCUGCUAGACUGCUCAAUACAACAAAAUGACCGCGUGCGAUAGGAAAGCAGCGAAAUGAAGUUAUUAGUAAAUGGUUGAAGAAACAGAAUGAACUAAACAUAAAACUAUAGAGUGAUUAGAGUGCCCUCUCCCUUACCACGGUUAAUAAAAUCAAAUAUCUACCAAACUGCUGUCGACGGACGGACACAGGACAGUUAAUAAUGUGCGACAAUGAUCGCUGCGCAAGCGAGGCGAAUCAAUGUCGGGGGCAUAAGAACAAUAUUCUAUAUGCACGAAACAUCACGAAGUCCGAUUCGAUACAGAAAACGGGACGGAAAAACAGUUAGCGAGCGCGAAUAGUUCAACAAAUCUGCAAAAUCUACUCGUAAAAACAAAUACAAAAGUAUCAAAAACCUUAGAUCAAACAGCAACACUAUGAGCAAUCUUGAAAAGCAAACAAUACAAUUGAAGUGCAAUGUAGUAGGCCAUUAUUCGUUAAACAUUUAGAAGGGUAUCUUUUGUGGACACUAAACCUCGGUGGAAUGAAUCUUGCGAAAACGACGUGAGAAAUGAAAAGGCAUCCCGGACACGUCGGACCAAUCAUACCAAUCAUCGGACCACUUCAACACCUUUGCUGGUUACUAAAUCAACACACAUACAGACAUACGGACGCACAAUGAGAUGUUUAGAAAUGGGAUCGCGAGUAGUCAUCGGGAUCAAGUAUGCUGAGCAGGAAAUGAUUGCAUGAAAAGCGAGAACUCGUGGUGCGUAGGAAAAGUUGGUUCGAUGACGGCACAAACGGAAAUGUAAAAAAAAACGAAACCACGAAUAAGAAAAUUAACAUAAAAAACUCCCGAAAGUGAUUUAGUUUGGCUGAGAAACUUUAUUCCAAAAAAUAUAUAUACUUCUAUAUAAUGAUAUAUACUGAACCGACAAUUGGAAAAGGGAGCGAAACACGGAUCGGACGAAUCGGAAAUAUAGUCAUAUAUUGUUUAUUGCAAUACGCUCGGAUUGUGGUGUGAAGAGACGUGGAAUGGUCUAGCACAUAACCAAAAGCACAAAGAAGGGACAAAAUGGUCGACACAACUAUUUAGCGUGAGGCAUGUAUUGAUGGACGUUGCCGACAGGACACAACAGGAGAGUUAGGUAAAACGAAACGAAAAACCGGGGUUGACGUAACGAAGCAAGGACUCCGUAAUUUUGGUUUUGAUCCUGCUACGGACACUCAAAAGGCACCGAUAAAAUCAUGGACAGCAAGGCAGAGAAAGGCACAAACAGGAGGCAAGCAGACGAGGCGUGCAAAGUAUUUUUUCAGGCUGUUUGCGAUUUAUUAUUUUUUGUGUUAAAUCGUUUCGAAAUUUAUCCAACUAUAACACUCUACAUACACAUAUUGUAUCUCACAUUAAACAAAACAAGCAAAUACUACACGACGACUGUGUCACACUCUGUAGUUCUGUUCCUUCGGAAGCGAAACUGUUGUUUCGCGUGUAGGUUUUUUUGCGGACUGCGAGGAAAAAUACAAAAAAAACUGAAAAAGUAUUUCAAACCCGAAUGAAGUAUGAAUAAAGAAAAGCCGCAA